Messenger RNA from Plodia interpunctella (Indianmeal moth), 896 nucleotides. RefSeq names its product trypsin-7-like. The record is from RefSeq and is a predicted model, not a curated record. Gene Ontology annotation, biological process: proteolysis. The transcript has 5 exons. The coding region runs from base 33 to 878 and encodes 281 amino acids. Gene Ontology annotation, molecular function: serine-type endopeptidase activity. NCBI's taxonomy places the organism in Eukaryota, Metazoa, Arthropoda, Insecta, Lepidoptera, Pyralidae.
AGCGUUAUUAUGAUGAUAUAGAAAACAAAACUAUGCAUAAAAUAAUGUUUUGUUUCUUAUCCGUGUUGGGUGUAGUGGUUGAUGGUUUUACUCACAAGGAAUACAAUCAAUACUUAAUUUCACGUCAGCUAAAUGGAUUUAAGUCUCUUGAAAUCGUUGGCGGUGACGAGGUGGAUAUUAAACAGCAUCCGUAUCAAGUGUCAUUGUAUUAUUCCAAUGAGUUCUCCUGUGGAGGAUCAAUUGUCAGCGAAAGUUAUGUAUUGACGGCCGGACAUUGUGUGCUCCCUUACCCAACAUACAAGUUUAAUUUUAACCCAAAAGACUAUCAUAUAAGAGUUGGAAGUUCAUACAUGGACGGUCGUGGAGGAAAAAAAUAUAAUAUUAAUGCAAUAACCGUCCAUCCAGAGUACUGCAAAUUGUGCGAUUUCGAUUAUGACAUAGCCGUUAUGAAAUUAUCAACAAAAAUUGCACUCAACGGAAUCACAGUAAAAACAGUUCAGUUGCCGGAAUCGGGGAAGUUCUUAAAAUCGGGAGAAAAUAUUGUGGUGACCGGAUGGGGGGAUACGACAAUAAAAUUGGAUGAUUGUUCAGAUGUUUUAAGAGCUGUGACUGUACCUGUGCAAUCUCUAGAACAUUGCGUCAAACAAUUAACUAUGUUCACCAUAACAGAUCGGAUGCUGUGCGCCGGCUUCGAUGAAGGUGGCAAGGAUGCCUGUCAGGGUGAUUCUGGUGGGCCAGCUGUAGCAGAGUCAAGUUCGGUACAAUACGGGAUUGUGUCAUUCGGAUUGGGUUGUGCGAGACCAAACAAACCUGGGGUUUAUACUAACAUUGCUGCUCCGCCUAUAAGAGACUGGAUUAAAAACCUUACUGGAAUAUAAUUAAACUAAUUUAUAUAA